Marchantia polymorpha subsp. ruderalis is the source of this 1151-nucleotide messenger RNA. The record is from the annotation of a GenBank genome assembly. Lineage: Eukaryota; Viridiplantae; Streptophyta; Marchantiopsida; Marchantiales; Marchantiaceae.
GGAAGCAGAGAGCCAAGAGAUAUCUCUAGGAUGAGCGUGUGUUUCUACGUCACGCUCGGAUGAUAGAAACAGCUCGUAGCCUCGUCUUUAUAUCCUCCUUCUUCUUCGCGGCUCUUUGGAUUGUGACUGGAUUCGUCCAGUUUUCUCCUCACUCUUUAAGCCGAGAGACAUCUGGAGAUCUGAAACCUUUCAGCGUCGUUGGUGUUUCUUCGCAAGCAAGCUGUCUGAUAGUUGUCUGUUUAUGAGUGGGAAAGUAAAUUGAUUUCAGCUGCAGACUGCUCAAACUUGCAAACUUCUUCAAUCGACUGUAGGUACAUCCUGCAGUGGCAACUCUCGGUAUGCGUUAUUUCAUGAACAUGCUCGCUCAGGUCCUGAAAUGUAUAACAAUCUUGUCAUGAAUAUGACAUUAUCUUAAACGCAAGAAUUAGUACAUGCACCAUAUGGGAAAUAAAGGAAAUAAAUUAUCCAGGAAUCUGCCUUGUCGGUGCUUCAGAGGCUUUUACUCCUCGGAGUUCGGUAGAACAUGGCAAUACGAAGUUCUUCUCAAGGGUCGCGGUCUUGUGCCAACUACGGCACUGACAGUAUCUUGGACAACAGUGGAUAGUUCAUUGAGGAUCUCCUUGGACACCGUCUCCAGAUUGCAGACCUUUGACCACAGUUAGGGUCCGGAUCAUAGUAAUUAAUCUUCCCACUGAAUAUCUUCCAAAUACAGUUGAUUUCGAUAUAGCUCUACUGAUCUUCUUCGCUGAAGUUCCUAAGGAGUCACCUUUGAACUCAGCGUCAAUAGAAUGUAACUGUAAUAUCUCUUUAAAUGCUUCACCGCUGCAGUCCAAACGUUACUUGCUGUCAGAGUUUCGAGUCAGAGUGAUUGAAAACAAUCCUUCUACUGAUUCUAAACGUACAACUUCUUCCUCACGUUUUAAGGCUUCGGUUCUUUCCCUGCAGUAUGCUGUUUUCAACGACUUGGAUUUAGCUCGACUUUACUUGUCUUUGUUCUGAGAAUGUUUGUCGAAGGAAAGCUUCAACAGGGCUAUAUUGCAGAUCGUUUAGUAGGCAGGUAACAGUGACAACAUAGUCUAUGCUAGAUCAGACUCAUUCGUACGGAUUCAUCGACACAAAGGAAAGACAGCCUUAUAAUGAAACCAAUCCCU